CUUCUCCAUAUAUAAUGCAUGGCAUUUUCUGGAUUAAUUAGCUUCUUCUAAUUUGAACAAGCUAAUUAAGAUAUGGGAUGGUUAAAGUCCUACCUGCCAGUAAUGGCCAUGUUGUUUAAUCAGUCCAUUUAUGCAGGAAUUAGUCUCAGCACAAGAGUUGCUUUCUUACAAGGAAUGAGCCCAAGGGUGUUUGUAGUGUAUCGUCAUGCUUUUGCAACCAUUGUGAUUGCUCCAAUAGCUUAUUUCUCAGGGAGAAAUUCUGGCUCCUAUUACUUAAAUUUAAAGAGUUUUUCCUGGAUAUUCUUGACCUCAUUAAUUGGGAUCACGUUGAAUCAAAAUUUAUUUUUUGAGGGUCUAUAUCUGGCCUCUUCUUCAGUCGCAAGUGCAAUGGCAAAUCUUGUUCCAGCUGUAACAUUUAUAAUAGCAGCUUGUGCAGGAAUGGAGAAAGUGAAUAUUCGAAGCACGAGAUCUUUAGCCAAGAUAAUAGGAACAGUUAUAUGUGUGAGUGGGGCAGUUUCCAUGGCUUUGUUGAAGGGUCCAAAGCUACUAAAUGCUGAAAUUCUGCCAUCAAAAUCCAUCAUGGCCUCAGGAGGCGAUCAUUGGUUACUGGGUUGUCUAUUUCUCACUGGAUGCUGUUGUGCUUGGUCAGUCUGGCUCAUUUUGAUGGUUCCAGCCUCUACAAGCCACCCUGAUCACUUAUCCUUCUCAGCGUGGAUGUGUUUCAUGGCAACAUUACAAUCAACAUUAGUGACACUAUUGCUCGAGCCAGACCCACAUGCAUGGAAGAUUAAUUCUCUACUUGAAUUUGGUUGCACCUUAUAUUCAGGAGUUAUAGGAUCUGCAGUAUUAUUAUUUAUCCAAGCAUGGUGCAUUUCGCUAAGAGGUCCUCUCUUCUGUGCAAUGUUCAAUCCUCUUUUCACAGUCAUUGUGACUAUAUUGGCUGCUUUAUUACUUCACGAGGAGAUAUACUCUGGAAGCUUGAUAGGCUCAACUGGAGUGAUCAUUGGCUUAUAUGUGGUGCAUUGGGGUAAAGCUGAAAAAGUUUCUGAGGUGAAUGUGAAAUUGACCGAUCCAAAAUCGAUGGUUAAUUCAACAGAGGAUGUGAAAAUAUUGAUUAACGGUUCUUCUUCUGUAAAAGCAUGUUGUAAAACCAAUAAUUUAGAAGAACCCCUUCUAUCUGCUGAUUCUCCUUCACAUCGUUAAAGGAGUUUUGUUGCAACAAUUCUUUUUACUAUAGCUUCUUGAGUAUAUUAUGGACGAAGUUAUACUUCUUCACAUCUACUAUUUUUAUACAUAUGAAAGCUGAUACAUGAAUUCUUUUGACUCUAUCUAAACUUACUAU
Messenger RNA from Glycine soja, 1342 nucleotides. Its product is annotated as WAT1-related protein At4g30420-like. The record is from RefSeq and is a predicted model, not a curated record. Gene Ontology annotation, cellular component: plasma membrane. Gene Ontology annotation, molecular function: transmembrane transporter activity. Bases 73 to 1203 code for a protein of 376 amino acids. The transcript is spliced from 7 exons. NCBI's taxonomy places the organism in Eukaryota, Viridiplantae, Streptophyta, Magnoliopsida, Fabales, Fabaceae.